GGCUGAUUGGAGGCUCUGUGGUCAGUUCGCGCCCGCUGCUUCCGGUUACCGGAGAGAAGUAGUGCAAGGUUUUUCCUUUCGGGACAACGGCUGUACUAGCGGGUAGUGUGAGGAGGGGGAGUUUGGCGUGUGUCUCGCUGCCGCUACGAUCACACUUCCACCCACCCUCAGCCGGACAGAGCAGCCGCUGAGAUCUGACAUUGUUGAGAAGAUGGUGAAUGUUUUGAAAGGAAUUCUGAUAGAAUGCGACCCAGCCAUGAAACAGUUUCUGCUAUACUUGGAUGAGUCAAAUGCCUUGGGGAAGAAAUUCAUCAUACAGGACUUGGAUGAAACACAUGUCUUUGUGUUAGCUGAGAUGGUUAACUUUCUGCAGGAGAGAGUGGGAGAGUUAAUGGACCAGAACUCUUUCCCCAUUACACAGAAAUAGAAAGUGGAACUGGAAUUGUCUGUGUCAAACUGCAAUCAAUGGCUGUGGAAGCUAAAGUCUCUGACUCUUUGUUUUCCUUAUGGCUGACUUGGAGGGGUUGGAUAGACAUGUUUACUGUAAUACAUGGACUGUUUAUUUAGAGUAAAUGUUUAUGAAAUUCAUUUGGAUUGUUCUCAGAGUAAGAGAUAGUGACUAUGAAAAGUAGUUUUGAUGAUAGCCAACAAAGGGGCUGCUACCAAAACUAAUUUCAGGGUUUGUUAGCUUGAGUUUAUUAGGGUUUCCCUUUAUCGGCGGGGAAUGGGUUCAUUCUGUUACUUUUGGUUGUAGUUGUCUUUUUAUAGAUAAGAUGACCUUAAAGCAUGUAGGACAUUUUUUAGUAGAUUGGGAUUGGGGGUUUUUGUUUCUUCACAUUUCUAGGGGAAAGCACCAAAUUUCACGUGAUGAAUUUUGAUAAGUGUAUUUUAGUAAUUUGAAUAAUCAUUUAAAAACUUUUGUAGCCUAAUUUCAUGCAUGUUUACUCAGAAGUAAGUUCAUCAGUUCAAUGGAGUUUGUUUCCAAUAAAUGUCUAGGAGUGCAGCCUUA
Messenger RNA from Hemicordylus capensis (graceful crag lizard), 1009 nucleotides. RefSeq names its product general transcription factor IIH subunit 5 (gene GTF2H5). The transcript is spliced from 3 exons. NCBI's taxonomy places the organism in Eukaryota, Metazoa, Chordata, Lepidosauria, Squamata, Cordylidae. Gene Ontology annotation, biological process: nucleotide-excision repair; transcription initiation at RNA polymerase II promoter; transcription by RNA polymerase II. Bases 212 to 427 code for a protein of 71 amino acids. Gene Ontology annotation, cellular component: transcription factor TFIIH holo complex; transcription factor TFIIH core complex. The record is from RefSeq and is a predicted model, not a curated record.